GUUUUUGGGAAAACAAGUCUAUAAACAAACAAAGGNCUCGACAUCACUCUUCUAGUCAACAGUCGUGAGUGAAAUCAUCAGUAAAAAUGGCCACGACUUACACCCGAACGACAGUCACCCGAACGAACCGUUCAUACGAAGGCGGCUCGACAUCCACGUCGCCCAUGCCUUCAGACCACUUGACUCUACCGGGCUCUAAGGUUGAACUCCUCAGAACUCCUUCGCCUAAGGAUAAGAUCGAGGAACCAAAGGAUAUGAAAUACCACAGCCAUCACCUCGACUACAAAUACACACCACCGCCAGUGAAGGGACCCUGUAUUGCCUGUGGCAUGUAUAUCGUCGGAUCGUUGGUGACAGCAUGUGAUGAGAUGUGGCACCCGGAGUGCUUCACGUGUUGCAAUUGUGACACUAUUCUCAAGGCAUACAAUUACCAAGUUCAGGACAAUAAGCAAUACUGCAAACCCUGUCACGAGAAACUGUUUGGCCCGCCCUGUUCUGCCUGCCAUAAGCCCACUAAAAACAAUCGGCUGAUUGUGUUGAACCGCAUUUGGCACCCAAACUGUUUCUGUUGCGUUGAAUGCGGCAAAAUCUUGACGGUCGACAACUUUAUCGAGCGAUUGGGUUCACCCUAUUGUAAGGAAGACUAUCACCGGCUCUUCUCUCCCAAGUGUUGCGUCUGCACCGAACCCAUCAAAGAUUGCACUCAUUGUGGUUGUCCUCUCGAGGAGAGAAACUUCUACGAGAAGAAUGGAAAGCCUUAUUGUGAAAACGAUUACAUGAAUCUCUUUCAUCCCAAGUGUACGGGUUGUGGACUCCCUAUCCCUGAUGGCCGGCAAAUCACUGCAAUGGGAAAGCCAUGGCAUCCGGAGUGCUUUGUUUGCACCAUUUGUGUCAAACCAUUAACACCGGAGACAUUCAAAGAGCACGCGGGCAAACCCUAUUGCGAGGAAGACUACCACAAGCUAUUUUCGCCCAAAUGUGGAGGUUGUCAACAACCCAUCACUGAUAAAGACGAGAAGGUAAUGGUAAGGGGUAAGCCGUGGCACCCGGUGUGCAACGCUGCCAUUAAUGAGCCGGUAAUUAGAGUAACGCCAGCCGUUGAGCCACUCCUUCAAAAAGCAAUGCGACCGCCGGUCGAGACGGAAAUCGGCCGCAAAAGCUAUCCAUUAGACGAAUUAGAUUUAAUGCUUCCCUUAAUAGAGGACUUCGCUAACAAAUCAUAUCCAAACUGUAGUGGAUGUCAGACACCGAUUAGUGACGGCAAUAAGGUGACAGCGAUGGGUAAGCCCUGGCACCCCCAGUGCUUCACUUGCGACAAAUGUGUCCGGCCUUUGGAUCCCAACAAUUACUUUGAAAUGAAUGGUAAACCGUAUUGUGAAGACGAUUACCACAAACUGUUUUCCCCGAAAUGCGAGGGAUGUCUUACACCCAUAACCGACGUAAGGCUGGCCUUUCCGGCCUAUCGUAUAAUUAACCGCAAAUCACAACUAACAACACUAAUCUAUUCGCACAUCACUUUGCGUGGUAAACCAGUGACAGCGAUGGGUAAGCCGUGGCACCCGCAGUGCUUUACGUGCACUCAAUGCGCGAAACCUCUCGGACCUAAUAAUUACUUCGAGAAGAACGGCAAACCCUAUUGUGAGGACGACUUUCACAAACUAUUUUCACCCAAAUGUAACGGUUGUCACCUCCCUAUCAAAGAUGGCAAUUACGUGACAGCAAUGGGUAAGCCAUGGCAUCCACAGUGCUUUCAAUGCACUCAAUGCGGGACACCUCUGGGGCCCAACAACUUCUACGAGAAGAAUGGCAAACCUUACUGUGAAAAUGAUUUUCAUAAACUAUUUUCGCCCAAAUGUAACGGUUGUCACACACCUAUCGUUGACGCUUUGGGUCACGUGCGAUACCCGUUCGUUACCGUAGGCGUCACAAAAGUUACGCUGUUUACACGCCAAGGAGAGUCAGGACUGUUAAUAAAACUCUUCUUACCGUUUGGGAUAACGCUUCGGCUAAUUCAUAAGCUAUUUUCGCCCAAAUGCGAGGGCUGUCACCUCCCUAUCAAAGAUGGUAAUUUUGUCAACGCUUUGGGCCAUAACUGGCACCCGAAGUGCUUCAACUGCGCUCAAUGUGGCAAAAAUUUGGGCCCAAAUAAUUUCUACGAGAAGAAUGGCAAACCUUAUUGUAAGGAUGAUUACCAUAAGUUGUUUUCUCCGAAAUGUGCUGGGUGCUAUGAACCCAUCACUGAUGUACGUAUUCGUAUCAUUAGUACUGCUAAUAAUUACAUAAAAGCGAUGGGUAAGGACUGGCACCCGGAUUGCUUCAAAUGCAAUACAUGUGAAGUGCCUUUGAGUCCGAAUAACUUCUACGAGAAGGCGGGAAAGCCUUACUGUGAACGAGAUUAUCACAAACUAUUCUCCCCUCCCUGUGCUGGUUGUGAUCAACCAAUUAAAGAUCUGAAAACAAUGGUUAAGGCGUUGGGUAAGAAUUGGCACCCGGAGUGCUUCCAGUGCCACAAAUGCCACAAAAAAUUAUCGCCAACUGAUUUCAUGGAGAAAAGUGGUAAACCUUAUUGUAAGGAAGAUUAUCACAGAUUAUUUUCGCCCAAAUGUUCGGAAUGUAAUCUUCCGAUCGAAGGAACCCCAUUGGUAGCGAUGGGCCGUCAGUGGCACCCGAACUGCUUCAAGUGCUGUCAAUGCGCGACACCUUUGAGUCCCAAUAAUUUCAAAGAAAAGGAUGGAAAGCCUUAU
Medioppia subpectinata is the source of this 2744-nucleotide messenger RNA. Lineage: Eukaryota; Metazoa; Arthropoda; Arachnida; Sarcoptiformes; Oppiidae. The record is from the annotation of a GenBank genome assembly.